Molecule: messenger RNA, 4670 nt
Organism: Mus caroli (Ryukyu mouse)
Lineage: Eukaryota; Metazoa; Chordata; Mammalia; Rodentia; Muridae
Source: RefSeq, a predicted model, not a curated record
GGGAAAAGGAGGGCCCGAGGGCGCCAGCAGCCAACCGGUCACCGGGACCCGCAGAUGCGCACGGAGUUUCCUCCCUAUUUCCUCUGAACUUCCUGUCAGGAUGCUUUUCUCUGGUGGGCAGUACAGCCCUGUUGGCAGACCUGAAGAGGUUUUACUGAUAUACAAGAUAUUCCUUGUCAUCAUUUGUUUUCAUGUCAUUCUUGUUACAUCCCUGAAAGAAAACGGUAAUUCCAGUUUGUUAUCACCAUCUGCUGAAUCAUCUCUUGUCAGUCUCAUCCCCUACUCCAAUGGUACACCAGAUGCUGCUUCCGAAGUUUUGUCGACUUUAAACAAAACAGGAGUCAAAUCCCAGAGAAAUAUCUGCAAUUUGUCAUCUCUUUGCAAUGACUCAGUGUUUUUUAGAGGUGAGAUAGUGUUUCAACAUGAUGAAGACCACAAUGUUACCCAGAAUCAAGAUAUAACUAAUGGCACCUUCGCUGGAGUCCUGUCUCUAAGUGAACUGAAGCGAUCAGAGCUCAACAAAACUCUACAGACCUUAAGUGAGACUUACUUUAUAGUGUGUGCUACAGCAGAGGCCCAAAGCACGGUAAACUGUACUUUCACAAUAAAACUCAAUGAGACCAUGAAUGUGUGUGCCAUGAUGGUUACUUUCCAAAGUGUACAGAUUUGGCCAAUGGAACAGUGCUGCUGUUCCCCCAGGACUCCCUGCCCUUCCUCACCAGAAGAGUUAGAAAAACUACAGUGUGAACUGCAGGAUCCCAUUGUCUGCCUUGCUGAUCAACUGCAUGGCCCACUGUUAUCGUCUUCCAGCAAGCCUGUGCCAGUUGUACCUCAGGCCACCAUUAUUUCCCAUGUUGCUAGUGACUUCUCUUUGGCUGAACCCCUUGAUCAUGCCCUUAUGACCCCAAGCACACCCUCUCUGACACAAGAAAGUAGCCUUCCAUCUCCCCAGCCUACAAUCUCCCUGACUUCCAGUCCUGCCAAUGACUUGCCUGUUCAAUCUGUAGUGGUCUCUUCUUUGCCUCAAACUGAUCUUUCCCACACCCUGUCACCUGUGCAGUCCUCCAUUCCCUCUCCUACCACACCAGCCCCAUCUGUCCCUGAAGAACUGGUCACCAUCAGCACACCUCCUGGUGAGACAGUUGUCAACACUAGCACUGUUUCUGAUCUGGAAGCCCAAGUAUCCCAGAUGGAGAAAGCUUUGUCUUUGGGUAGCUUAGAGCCUAAUCUUGCAGGCGAAAUGGUAAACCGAGUCAGCAAACUCCUUCACUCUCCACCUGCCUUGCUAGCCCCUCUAGCUCAAAGGUUGCUAAAAGUGGUAGAUGCCAUUGGCUUACAGCUGAAUUUUUCAUCUACAACUAUCAGUCUAACUUCGCCUUCUUUGGCUCUUGCUGUGAUCAAAGUGAAUGCCAGUAAUUUCAAUACCACAACUUUUGCGGCCCAAGACCCAGCAAAUCUCCAGGUUUCUCUGGAAACCCCACCUCCUGAAAAUAGUAUUGGUGCCAUUACUCUGCCCUCAUCGCUGAUGAAUAAUUUGCCAGCUAAUGAUGUAGCAUUGGCUUCAAGGAUUCAGUUCAAUUUCUUUGAAACACCCGCCCUGUUUCAGGAUCCUUCCCUGGAGAACCUCACUCUGAUAAGCUAUGUCAUAUCAUCAAGUGUCACAAACAUGACCAUCAAGAACUUGACAAGAAAUGUGACAGUCGCACUGAAACACAUCAACCCAAGUCCGGAUGACUUAACUGUGAAAUGUGUAUUCUGGGACUUGGGCAGAAAUGGUGGCAGAGGAGGUUGGUCAUCUGAUGGCUGUUCCGUCAAAGACAAGAGGAUGAAUGAAACCAUCUGUACCUGUAGCCAUCUUACAAGUUUUGGCAUCCUAUUGGACCUAUCUCGAACAUCCUUACCACCAAGUCAAAUGAUGGCUCUGACAUUUAUCACAUAUAUUGGCUGUGGGCUUUCAUCAAUUUUUCUGUCAGUUACUCUUGUAACCUACAUCGCCUUUGAAAAGAUCCGGAGGGAUUACCCUUCCAAAAUCCUCAUCCAGCUGUGUGCUGCCCUGCUUCUGCUCAACCUGGUCUUCCUCCUAGACUCCUGGAUUGCACUGUAUAAUACCCGAGGUUUCUGCAUUGCCGUGGCUGUAUUUCUUCACUAUUUUCUCUUGGUCUCAUUCACAUGGAUGGGAUUAGAAGCAUUCCACAUGUACCUAGCGCUGGUCAAGGUGUUUAAUACUUACAUCCGAAAGUACAUCCUUAAAUUCUGCAUUGUUGGCUGGGGCAUACCAGCUGUGGUUGUGUCCAUCGUCCUGACUAUAUCCCCAGAUAACUAUGGGAUUGGAUCUUAUGGAAAAUUCCCCAAUGGCACACCAGAUGACUUUUGCUGGAUCAACAGCAAUGUGGUGUUCUAUAUCACGGUUGUGGGAUAUUUCUGUGUGAUAUUUCUACUGAAUGUCAGCAUGUUCAUCGUGGUCUUGGUUCAGCUCUGUCGAAUUAAAAAGAAGAAGCAGCUGGGAGCCCAGCGCAAAACAAGUAUUCAAGACCUCAGGAGUAUCGCUGGCCUCACAUUUUUACUGGGAAUUACUUGGGGCUUUGCCUUCUUUGCCUGGGGACCAGUUAAUGUCACCUUCAUGUAUCUCUUUGCCAUCUUUAAUACCUUACAAGGGUUUUUCAUAUUCAUCUUUUACUGUGCAGCAAAAGAGAAUGUCAGAAAACAGUGGAGGCGGUAUCUUUGUUGUGGAAAAUUACGGCUGGCUGAAAAUUCUGACUGGAGUAAAACUGCUACUAAUGGUUUAAAGAAGCAGACUGUAAACCAAGGAGUAUCCAGCUCUUCAAAUUCCUUACAGUCAAGCUGUAACUCCACUAACUCCACCACACUCCUAGUGAAUAGUGAUUGCUCAGUGCACGCAAGCGGGAAUGGCAAUGCAUCUACCGAGAGGAAUGGGGUUUCUUUCAGUGUUCAGAAUGGAGACGUGUGCCUUCAUGAUCUCACUGGCAAACAGCACAUGUUUAGUGACAAAGAGGACUCCUGCAAUGGUAAAAGCCGGAUAGCGCUCAGAAGGACUUCGAAGCGGGGAAGCUUACACUUUAUUGAGCAAAUGUGAUUCUCUUCUUCUAAAAUCGAAGCAUGAUGUGGAUGGUGUGAAGUGUCCAGUUUUCCUUUAACACAAUGUGAGAUGUAUGAAAAGCGCUGGUUUUCUAUUCAGCAACCUCGAAAGGAACAUAAGCUAAAUGAGGGCAACCAGUUACUAUCAGAAGAAACCAGGACUGGCUAUGGUUUCUAGACAUUUGCAGUUUGGCUUCUUAUCUCUCAUUUUCAAAGGCAUUGGUGUUAAUAUCACAGAAUAAGAUCCAGGAAAGAAAAAUGAAAGUUUGUUUCCACUCACAUUUUAAAGAGGCUGUUAUCCUUGAUAACAUCCUAAAAAAGAAAGAAAGAAAGAAAGAAAGAAAGAAAGAAAGAAAGAAAGAAAAGAAAGAUGUUUACUUCAGUCUGUUGGUAAGUUUAGUUGUGCAUGCCUUUGUUGUAUAUAAGCUAAAUUCUAGUGACCACAUGUCAAAAAUCUUCUCUCUACCUUUUUUUAUAUUUAUUUUCUACUGUGUAAAUUUAUUCUUUUGUAGAAUCAUGGUUGCGUCGCCUUCUCUAAUGUGAUAACUUACCAGUGACUUCUAAACCUUCUUUAGAAGAUCAUAUAGGAUGUGAAAUUCAGAAACUUCACUGAAAUCAAGAAAUAAUGAUAAAGGCAAACUGAACAAUUAUAAAUAGACAAUUAGCUCAGAAAGUGCCUUUGAGCAAUCAAGAAAAGGUGCCCCCACUGGGCAGACACAGCCUUAUGAGCUUAUGGUUUGGAAAACAGUCCGGCCACAUUUUAACCCUGAUGAUCCUCCUGGGUACCUUAUGCAGGGUUCUCAUGAAGGGUCCUUAUACAGGGUCCUUAUGCAGGGAAUGACUUGUAUGACUAUAUGUGACAUGAAAUAGUGAUACCAAUGGCCAGACUUCAUCCCUAAUGACCAGAUUAUAGAAUCUCUACACCAUGGUUGUUAGAGGCUAAAACUGUAAUCUAAACCAUGUUAGGAAGAUCGUGACGGUAGAAAAGAUACACACUGCCACUUCUCAAAUACCCAGAGCCUUUCAAAAGAGGGGAUGAGAGUAGGGUUACUUUUCCAGAGUGUAUAUAUGGCAAACAAAUUAGGUCUUUAAAAGAUGGCUGCAUGAUACGUUAUUGUUGCAACUGCUACAUUCUGGUCCAGUCAUACUUGUAUGUAUUUUUAAAAACAUGUCGAAUCUUGAAGAGUGUAUAGUGACAAGGGGGAGCAGCUACUGGGAAGAGUGAAUUAUCCUGUGAUAUUGUUGUUUGUAUGUAAUAACAUAUAUCCAAGCCUGAUUGUUCCUACUUCUAGAGGGCCUAUCCUAUUUCUCACCUUUACCAGCUUGAGUGGUGCCUCAAGCAGUGUGAUUAUUAGGAACAUUUCAAAAUCCUUUAGUUAGGUCUUUCACUAAGGCUCCCUUGCAUAUAUUUCAAAUAAAUGUUGUAUCCGAGACUAACCACAGUAGUAACAUCUGUUUCUGUGUGUGCUCACUGUCUUUGCAAAAUUUCUUCUCCAAAUUAUUUAAUUAUUUUGUAUUUAUAUGUUAUGAUUGACAAAACUGUUAAAAAUCAAUAAAAAUCAAUUUGCAGUUAA